Messenger RNA from Diaporthe citri, 1116 nucleotides. RefSeq lists its product as uncharacterized. NCBI's taxonomy places the organism in Eukaryota, Fungi, Ascomycota, Sordariomycetes, Diaporthales, Diaporthaceae. Bases 1 to 1116 code for a protein of 371 amino acids. The transcript has 5 exons. Gene Ontology annotation, biological process: biosynthetic process; amino acid metabolic process. The record is from RefSeq and is a predicted model, not a curated record. Gene Ontology annotation, molecular function: pyridoxal phosphate binding; L-aspartate:2-oxoglutarate transaminase activity.
AUGACUAGGACAGUCUACCACGAUGUCGGGACCGGCCCCAUAGCGCGAGACCACAGCGACGGCAGCCUGUCUCGUGAUUGGCCAAGGGCUUAUUUCUUUCCCAAGAUCAACAUGGGCUCUCUUGCGUCCGAUGCCUCCCCUUUCGAGUCAGUCGAAUACAUCCCACCAGAUGCCAUCUUCGACCUGACCCGACUGUAUCUUGCGGACCCAGACGCCCGCAAGGUCAACCUGGGCCAGGGCACAUACAAGGACGAACAGGGCAACCCGUGGAUCCUGCCUUCAGUCCGCGCAGCCAAGGAGACGAUCAGAGAUGCGAACCACGAGUAUCUCCCGAUCCUGGGGCUGGCAUCGUUCCGGGCUCUAGCUACUCAGCUGGUGUACGGAGAGAAGUCAACAGCGAUCAGUGAAGAAAGGGUCGCCGCAUGCCAGGCCCUAUCAGUAACUGGUGCUCUCUCCCUGGCUGGCUCCUUUUUGCACCAAACGCUGCCUGCAGGCACGCCCGUCUACAUCACCGAGCCAACCUGGUCGAACCACCGUCAGGUCUUUGAGGCGGCUGGCUUCGAGGUCCAGUACUCGGCCGAGACGGGCCGCCUGGACCUCACGUCCGUUCUGGACGCCCUCUCGCAGGCGCCACCGCAGUCUGUCCUUGUGCUUCAUGCCAGCGCGCACAAUCCCAGCGGCUGUGACCAAAGUAAGGAGGAAUGGAAGCAAAUAGCCGAUAUCGUCAAAGAGAGGCGGGUCCUACCGCUGUUUGAUUCGGCAUACCUGGGCAUCACAUCUGGAAGCUAUGCUGACGAUGCGUUCGCCAUCCGAUAUUUCGUCGACGAGCUGGGCCUGGAGACGAUCGUCUGCGCGUCUUUUGCCAAGAAUAUGGGCUUGUACGGCGAGAGUGUUGGUCAUGUGUCCAUUGUAACUAAAUCCGCCAGUUCAGCCAAAGCAGUCGAGUCCAGGCUUGCUCAGAUAACUCGGGCUCACAUCUCCAACCCACCAGCCUUUGGUGCGCGAAUAGCGGCGGCCAUUCUCGGGGACAGCCAGCUGCGCGCACAGUGGGACCGAGACCUCGUCACGAUGAGCUCCCGCAUUGCUGGCAUGAGAGAGGCGCUGUACAAGGAAUAA